Molecule: messenger RNA, 1389 nt
Organism: Hirsutella rhossiliensis
Lineage: Eukaryota; Fungi; Ascomycota; Sordariomycetes; Hypocreales; Ophiocordycipitaceae
Product: ssl1-like domain-containing protein
Exons: 3
Coding region: 1-1389 (462 amino acids)
Biological process (GO): regulation of transcription by RNA polymerase II; DNA-templated transcription; nucleotide-excision repair
Cellular component (GO): transcription factor TFIIH core complex; transcription factor TFIIH holo complex
Molecular function (GO): zinc ion binding
Source: RefSeq, a predicted model, not a curated record
AUGGCAGACUCGGAUGGCGAGUUCAUCGCCGACGGCAUGUCGGACGAUGACCUCAUGGACCACGUGGGCGAGCGCAAGGCGGCGGCAAAAGCGUGGGAGCAGUCGAAGCGGACGUGGGAGACGAACCUGCCGGACGAGGAUCAGGACGGGGUGCUCAACCUAACGGCGCUCGAGGCAGAGAAGCGGCGGCGGCUGCUGCGCGACACGACGCCUCUGCAGAGGGGCAUCAUCCGCCACCUGGUGCUGGUGCUCGAUAUGUCGUUUGCCAUGGCCGACAAGGACAUGCUGCCCACGCGGUAUCGGCUGAUGCUAGGCUACGCGGCUGCCUUUGUGAGGGAGUUUUUCGAGCAGAACCCCAUCUCGCAGCUGGGCGUCCUGGGCAUGAGGGACGGCGUCGCUGUUCGGAUCAGUGAUCUGGGCGGGAACCCGGCCGAGCAUCUUGAGCGGUUGCGGGCGAUCGAAGGCCAGGAUCCGCAGGGGAACCCGAGCCUGCAGAAUGCGCUCGAGAUGUGCCGCGGCGCACUGUUCCAUGCGCCGUCGCACGGGACGCGAGAGGUUCUCAUCAUCUACGGGGCGCUGCUGUCGAGCGACCCGGGCGACAUCCACGAGACCAUCGGCCACCUGAUGACUGACCGGAUCCGCGUCUCCGUCGUGGGGCUGUCGGCGCACCUGGCCAUCUGCGCCGACCUGUGCUCGCGCACAAACGCGGGCGACGAGUCGCAGUAUAGGGUGGCCCUGGACGAGGUGCACUUCCGCGACCUCUUCCUCGCCGCCACGACGCCCCCCGUCACGCGCACCCUCGAGCAGAGCACCCCGAGCCUGCUCAUGAUGGGCUUUCCCUCGCGCACCCUGGCCCCCGGCGGGACGACGAGCUACUGCGCCUGCCACAGCAGGCCCUGCCGCGAGGGCUACGCCUGCUCGCGCUGCGCCACCCGCGUCUGCCGCCUGCCCGCCGAGUGUCCCGCCUGCGGCCUCACCCUCAUCCUGUCCACCCACCUGGCCCGGUCAUAUCACCACCUCUUCCCCCUGCGCAACUGGGUCGAGGUCUCGUGGGCCGACGCCGUGCGCUCCGCCACCUGCUUCUCGUGCCAGAGCGCCUUUCCCGAGCCGCCCAAGACGAGGCAGCCGGCGGUGGCGGCGGUGACGGCGUCGUCGACGACGAAGACGGCGGCAGGAGGGGCAAAGGGCGUGAGUGAGAGCGCGCGCUACGCCUGCGAGGUGUGCGGAAACCACUUCUGCAUUGACUGCGACGUCUUUGCCCACGAGGUGGUCCACAACUGCCCCGGCUGCCAGAGCAACGCCCUACCUCAUGACCCGCCGCCGGGCGGGGCCGAGCUCAACGGCAACAGCAACGGCCACGCCAACGGGGCCAUGGAGCUGGACGCAUGA